UGAAAGGAUUUCCUCUGUUCAUUCUCACAGCCAACAGUUCUCAACAGCUGAAGCAGAGAAGCAUCUCUUCCACCUUUUCCUCCCAUCUACAGGUCACUUCUCCUCCAACCCUCAGUAUGUCCAGGUUACUCCACGCUGGUUCCAUCAUGGCGGUGCUGCUGGCCUUGUCCUGGUCCAGUCUUGAGGCGAUGGCUCCUCCACAACACCUCUGUGGCUCCCACUUAGUGGACGCUCUCUACCUGGUCUGUGGGGACAGGGGCUUCUUCUACAACCCCAAGAGAGCUGUGGACCCCAUGCUGGGCUUCCUGUCUCCCAUGGCGGGCGGAACCAGAGGGGAUAAAGAGGUGGCUGAACUGGCCUUCAAGGACCAGAUGGAGGAGAUGGAGAAGAGAGGCAUUGUGGAUCAGUGCUGCCACAGACCCUGCAACAUCUUUGACCUCCAGAACUACUGCAACUAGAAUAACUAAUGUGUAACUUAGCACACCAAUGAAGUGCUCCCCCCAGACUAGCUUGAAUGUUCUUGAAUUUUCUACUUUUGGAUAAUGUAGUUUGGCUAAUAAAUUAUCUUUGCUAUCUUGAA
Molecule: messenger RNA, 580 nt
Organism: Gadus morhua (Atlantic cod)
Lineage: Eukaryota; Metazoa; Chordata; Actinopteri; Gadiformes; Gadidae
Product: insulin
Exons: 3
Coding region: 117-458 (113 amino acids)
Cellular component (GO): extracellular region
Molecular function (GO): hormone activity
Source: RefSeq, a predicted model, not a curated record